This is a messenger RNA of Rhododendron vialii, 903 nucleotides long. RefSeq lists its product as uncharacterized. NCBI's taxonomy places the organism in Eukaryota, Viridiplantae, Streptophyta, Magnoliopsida, Ericales, Ericaceae. The coding region runs from base 1 to 903 and encodes 300 amino acids. The record is from RefSeq and is a predicted model, not a curated record. The transcript has a single exon.
AUGGAGGAUAUCCUUGAGGUUUUUAAGCAAGUCAAAGUAAACAUUCCUCUCCUAGAUGCAAUCAAACAAGUCUCCACUUAUGCUAAGUUUUUGAAGGAUCUCUGUACUCAAAAGAGGAAAUGUAAAACCAAUGUAUCGAAAAAGGUCCUUCUCACUGAGCAAGUGAGCUCAGUGUUCCAAUCAAUUGCUCCUCCAAAGUUACAAGAUCCAGGCAUCCCUACUAUUUCCAUAGGAAUAGGGAACCAUGUCAUUGAGCGAGCAUUGCUAGACUUAGGGGCUAGUGUUAAUUUGAUACCUUACUCGGCGUACGAACAAUUGGGGCUUGGGGAGUUGAAACCCACGUCAGUCACCCUUCAGUUAGCAGACCGAUUCAUUAAGGUGCCGCGUGGGGUAGUUGAGGACGUUCUUGUCAAGGUUAACGAUUUUUAUUUUCCAGCGGAUUUUAUAGUACUUGACACGGAACCGGUGCAAAUCCUUAAAAAGCAAACUCCCAUCAUUCUUGGUCGCCCAUUCUUAGCAACGGCCAAUGCUAAUAUUCACGUGAGGAGUGGGGAGAUGGAGGUGACUUUUGGGAAUAUGACCCUUAAGUUGAAUGUGUACAACACUGCAAAACACCACUCCAAUGAUGAGGUACAUCCACCUCUCACUGUUAAUGAUGUGUCUAAGGUGAGUGAGGUUGACUCCGAGGUUCCAAUUUUGUUUGAUGAUGUUCCACUUAUGACUAGCCCUCCUUCAAAAAAUGAUUUAAAGUUGCCAUCUCAUUUGCUUUCUAUCACACCAUUAGGUCCGUGUAGUGCGCACUCACCGGAAUUAGCAUGGAGACUUCCUUUGGUCUCGGCAGCGUGUUCACGUGCAAAGUUGGAUUGUAAUGCUUUGUUGAAUGAUGGUUUUUGGAGUGAUUGA